ACGGUUGUCGGCAAAUGUGAACAUUCCUAUUAAUUUUCGGUGUUUUCUCUUCCUCUCAAUGGAUUUCGCUCGAGUUUUCGUUAUUUUCGCCAUUGUCACAAUAACCAAGAGCAUUCCACUACCCGGAUUGGAAGAACUUUCUUCUGAAUAUUAUGUCAAGAAACCAAAAAUACCUACAGAAGCGGCCAUUCAGAAUUUUAUUAGAGGGGGCGCUGAUUUUAAUUCAAUGACAGAUAAAGGCAAACAUCGAAAUGAGGCUGACCAAAAAUUUGUUACUAAGAUGGCGGAUGGUCAAGAUUCGGCUACACUUUUAACAAUGUUAAAACAUAUGAAUGGUGUGGAGCUGCUAGAAUUGUUAAACAAGGCGUUAGCCUUGCCCAGAUCAAAGGAAGCGGUCUCUAAAAUUCAAGAGGUAAAAACCGUUACAAUUCCCAGAAAACAUGUGCUACCGUAUGUAGGGGAGAAACAGGAGAGUCAAUCGACAAUGCCUUUAAACAUUGGUUCCGAUGGAAUGGAAACAAAAUUGAAACCAAAUUAUCCUGAACAAAGCAAUUCUAACCUUAAUGAAAACCAUGCAACUGAUACAAGUCGACAAAUUCCACACCUUAAUACCUUGCAAAUGACAGAAAACAAUAAUAAUAUGGCAUCGCUAAAUGGUUAUGAAAUCAACAAAUCAGGAAAUAAAAUUUCAUUAACCAAUGAAGCCAAAGGAUCCAUGCCCGCAAAACCAACGUUUACAAAUGAAGUAAAAUUUCAGCAGAAUAAUGGGAAUGCUAAUCCAAGUGUCACUGGAAGCCAAACAGUACACAGUGGGAAUUCUAUGAAUACGUACAACUCGGCUCAACUCAACACAAACCCAAUGUCCAUGUUAUCCGCAGGGAUGAGUUCAUCUGGGGGUGGCAAUGUAGGUAAAACCCAGUAUAUUCUACCAAACGAAAAUCAAGUAAGCAAAACCGCAGAGGUAUCUCGUUUUGACCCCAAUCGCUUGAUGAGCUCUUGGACGAGUACAAAUGGCUUCAAUCCGGCGAAGUACAACGUUGGUCAAAACUUCAUAUCUGCUGGUGAGUGGACGAGAUAUACAAACAGACCAACUGGGUAUGCGGGAAUUAUGCACAAGUUUAGUCAGGCACCGGCUGGGAACCAAAAUCCCUCAAAUUCCCAGACAUCAAGCAUGUUAGAUCAAAAGAAUAGUCAAUCCUCAUCACAGAUGUCUUCGUCAAACGCGAUUCAAAACUCGGCUUUAUCUGCGCAAAUGAAUUUCAUCCCGAACAGUAUGGUUUUACCUAACUCCAAACUUUCCAAUAUGAAUAUAAAGCUUAGUUUUGAUCCAGAUAGAUUGAACAUUUUGCAAGGAUCAUUCCAUCCUGGUCAGUUUGCGUCUGUUUCUACUUCCAAGUUAGGCACUUCUCAACAACCGCAAUUCGAUGCUAAUGCAAUAAAUCAACAGCUGAUGGGACUUUCCGGUAGCGGUGAGCAUACGAUGCAAAAUCAACCGCAAGCUAACCAAGGAGCAAAGAAAUCUGGAUUUCAAACGCCAUUUAACACUGCUUUUAACACUGCAGCAAUGGGGUUCAGCCCCGAUCUUUUCUUAGGUCCUCUGUCUCAAUAUUCAAAGAAGCAUACUCCAAAUAGUGCAGAUAAAAGUACAGAGGCACAGAAUACAAAACAAAAAAGAUCAUUUUAUGAUUUGAUAGAACUGGAAGCAGACGAUGAUCAAAAUGGUUUUUCGUCAAAUGUCUCUGCCAAGAACGUGACUGUCCACACGACCAUUGCACCGACUGCAUCUUCAACCGACCAGACGAUGCAAACUACGACGCCAUCGGAGAAGGUCGUAUCUUACUCGGGUUUUGAUCCUGAUGCAAUAAACAAGCCGAUCAUGUAUAACCCAGGCACGUUGCCAGGGAUGAACAUGGGGUCAUUUCAGUACAACUCACAACAACAACAACAACAACAACAACAACAAAUAAACCCGAACUCUACAGAAAACAAGUAUGCAUACCUUGGGUUUAAUCCUUCUCAAGUGAACAACGCAAAGAUGAGUUUUGACAUCAACUCUCAGCUAGGAAUUGAUGGAAAAUCCCAGUCGUUUGGGGGUCAAGCUUUUACUGGGGGUUACGAUCCUAUGAAAACUAACAUCAUGGCGAUUCAAAACCCGUUUGCCAAAAACAACGACAAUAGCAGCCAUUCUUUCACUGCAGGUACCGUAUCCGGGUAUGAGUCGGCUUUUGUCGGUAAUUUCAACCCUAAUAGUAUUAAUCAAGGAAUGAUGCAAACAAUGAUAAAUUCAAAAAAUGAAAAUAAGACUGCAGGUGCAGGAGGUUACUUUGGAAUGGGAAUGGGAUUUGACAUGUCGGGAUAUAGUGGCAGUUUCGAUCCAUCAUCGGUCAACAAUGCCGUUUUUAAUCCGAAUGAAGUAAACAAGGUGCAAAUGCAUUUCAAUCCAAGCGAGAUGUUGGAGAAAAACCCUGGCUACGACGCGGACAAAGCAUUAGCGUACAAGUUUAACCCCAACCACAUCAACAACAUGCAGAUGCAUUUUAAACCAUCUUUCUUGGCAAAUAAUAAUGGAGCGCCGUCGUCUGCGGCUGAUAACGUCACCAACAGCUCCACAGCUAAUGGGGGUUCAGGGUUCGUGCCUGGUCUGCUCGGUGGCGGAAACAAGAAUGAAAUACCAAUAUUCAAUCCGGACUCCGUAAACAAUGCUCACAUGCACUUUGCCCCAAUCGGAAUAAACAACCAAAUGGUCCCUCAAACAAAUAACAACCAGACGACCAAUACAACCGCUGCGCCAACCGAGGCGUCGACUUUGUUUAAUCCUAAUAACGUUAAUAACGCCAAAAUGAGCCUCAAUCCAGGCUGGAUUGUUCAAUCUGACAGCCCCCGGACAAAGGGUCGAUUUAAGUCAGCCUCCACGCCUGGUCUUCUGGAGGGUGUAAGGGUGUUUUUGGAAAAUAGCAAAGUAAAGGAAGGGACUAAUGAGUCGUGGCUUCAGCUGUUAUCAAACAAUCCAUAAUUUGUAAAGUGUUCUUGUUCUGAUAUAAAAACGUUAGGAGUCAUUGAGUGUGAUGUUAUUUAAUUCUUAAUUUAAUACUACAUAAAAUAAUUGUCUUCUUAUUUUAAACAUUCCGAUGUUUUAAUCCUCUAAGAAAUAAGCCCAUCAAAAUUGUUCAUUGUCAAGACUUUCGACGGAGAAACAGAAACAAAGGCAAUAACUUACUGUGAGUGAAUAAUAAAAAAUACUAGUAGUUCUCCAUAUAGAUACUGAAGACGCAGAAUUUUCGUCGUGAUAUACUUUUGUUUGUUUGUGAUGUGAAUUGGUAUAUUGGAAUUGAGUUUUAUUGUUUUAAAAUAAAAACCUUUCUGAUAACAUGUAAUA
This is a messenger RNA of Magallana angulata, 3376 nucleotides long. Its product is annotated as GATA zinc finger domain-containing protein 14-like. The coding region runs from base 59 to 3013 and encodes 984 amino acids. The record is from RefSeq and is a predicted model, not a curated record. NCBI's taxonomy places the organism in Eukaryota, Metazoa, Mollusca, Bivalvia, Ostreida, Ostreidae. The transcript is spliced from 2 exons.